AUGGUUGAAACAGUACAUCUAAGUGAAGAUAUUCCCAUUAUAAUAGAAUCAAAGAAGGUAGAAGAAAUACCAGAAUCAAAAGAGAGUCAGAUUGGAUUUGAAAAAGAGAUUCUUUUAAAUGAAAAGAAGCCAUUAGUAAUGAGUACAGCAAAGGCUCUAAGAGUAGUAAAUGAGAUUAAAGAAAAACUUAUCAAGAUUGAAGAGUACAAUAAUUUGAUAUAUAAAAAAGCAAAAGAAUUUUCUUUAACAAAAGAAAAAACACCAAAACAACAACAGAUAGAGAUUUAUGAACGCCGGACAAAUAUACUUUUACAAAACUAUAAUAAAUUCCAUGAAACUAACGAAAGACUUCAAAGCGCUAUUCAAUUAGAAUCAAAGAAAAAACAGAAGUAUGAAAACGACUUAAAGAAAGAAGAUGAAUUAGAAACAAAAUUUAAGGAAGUUCUUAAAGAUUUAAAUAAUUCACAACAACAAGUUAAUGAAAUUGUUCAAAGGAUACGUGAUGAAGAGUAUUCAAUUCUUGAACUUAUGGAACAAAAAGAGGAUAUAGAGAGAAGUGUUGAUGAAAUACAAUCAAGAAAAGAAGUAUCUGAAGAAGAAAUGAAAGGUAUAAAACAAAAAGAGGAUACAAACAAUAAUAUUUUCCAAGAAAAAAAGAGUUUAUUAGAACAAGAAGAAAAUAACAUUAACAAUGAAAUUAAAGAGGGACAAAAGAAAUUAAAUGAGCUUAAAGAACACAAAGAACAUCAACAAAUAGUUAUAGAAGAAGAAAAUAAUCAAAUGAAAUCAAAUAUCAAUAAGCUUCAAUCUGAUUUGAAAGAAGAACAAAUUGAAGGAAAUAAAAUUAAAAAACAAAUAGAUGAAGUUAAAUUGAAAAAAGAAGAACUCCAGAGAAAGUAUGAGGAGUUUAUUAAUAAAAAUGAGUCUACUUUACAACCAAUAGAAAAUAAUCUAACAGAAAUACAACAAGAAUAUGAUGAACUUACUUCACAAGAAAGUAUUGACAAAAGAAAUAAAACAAAAGAGUCAAUAACUUCAUUAAAAGAACAGUUAAAAGAAAUUGAACAAAGUAAUCAAGAAAUGCAAAAAAAAUUUGAUAAAAUGAUUGAAGAAGAAGAAAAAAAGUUUUACAAAGAGAAAGAAGAGUUUAAAAGAAAAACAGAACAAUACAUUCUAGAAUUAGAAAGGUCAUUAAGUCAGAUUGAUCCAGAAAAAAUAACUGGUUAUAUUGAGAAAACUAAAAUUGGAAUCCAACUUGAUAGAAAGAAAACUGAUACUGGACUGAGUAAUUUGUUACGUAAGGUUGAAGGAAAAGAACUCCAAGAGCCUAAGAAAUCUGACAAAAACAAAACAACAUCAUUUAAAACCCCUGAUGAAAUUAUUCAAGAAGAAAAAGAAAAAAUGAAAAAACUUAUUCAAGAAGAAAAAAUUAAAGAAAAAGAGUUUACACCAGAAGAGAGAGAAGAAUUAAAAAAGGAACUCGAAAGCAAAGAGGAUUUAAAAAAACAAAACGAAAAGAAAGAAGAGGAACUAAACAGAUGGAGAGAAAAAAUUGAAAGUGAACGCCAACAGCUUGAUUUAAAUGCUGCCCAUAUACGAAAAGCUGUUGAACAAUCUUCAAGUGUAUUGAACGAAGUGUUUGGUACUCAGAUUACUAAAAUAGAUGAAACUCUGAUUAUAAAAAUUGAAGAGAUAAAGAGAAGGCUUGAAACUUUGAAAAAAAAUCAAGAAAUAACAACAAACAAAAACACUCCACCAAUCCCACAAAUAGAAACACUAGAAACUAUAGAACAAAAAGACACUACAAUACUUCCAGAACAACCAUUAACAACUAAAGAGAUUUCAGAAGAAAAUUCUAAUCAAAAUAUUUCUUCUGAAUUACCUCAACAAGUUGACAACGUGGAGCCUAUUAUUGGGACAACACAACUAGAUACUACAGAAGAUAAUUCUAAAGAUUUAGAGCUUGCUUUAACAACUCUUCAAUAUUACUUACCACUGUUUAGAAUGGCAGAGCACUUAAAAAGAAGUCAUGAAGAUAGAACAAAUAAACUUGUUACUCAAGACAUUGAACAGCCUAAUCAAGAAGAAAAACAGUUUACUACUUUUAUAAAUAAACAAGAAUGUCUUGAUAUUGUUCCCCCAGAAAGUCCUAUUGAAAACAUUCAGAAUACAGUUAAUAACAAUUCUGCAGAAAAAACUAACACAGAACCUAUACCUGAAAUUAUUCAAAACCCCUCUUUAGGAAAAGAGGGUAUUGAGACCCAAGAAGAAAAGCUUACAAGCCCAAUUGAAGUUGAACAACCCCAAAACACGACACCUAAUACACUCUCAGAGAAGACUGAAGAAAGUACCUUGGUUCAAGAAAAUUUAUAUGACACAAUAGAAAAGAAGGAUAAAGAAAGUAUUAAACAAAAAGUAGUCGAUAUUAUUGGAGAGUGCAUUAAAAGAAAAGAGGAAGAAGAAAAAAAUGUUUCUCAUCAAAACCUAACAGAACCCAUCAAUGAAUCAACUGAGAAAAAAGAAAAGGUUAUUGACGUUAUUGGAGAGUUAGCUUCAGCUGAACAGAACAAAACACAACACUAA
Messenger RNA from Entamoeba dispar SAW760, 2583 nucleotides. RefSeq names its product cingulin, putative. Bases 1 to 2583 code for a protein of 860 amino acids. The record is from RefSeq and is a predicted model, not a curated record. The transcript has a single exon. Lineage: Eukaryota; Evosea; Mastigamoebida; Endamoebidae.